Carassius carassius (crucian carp) is the source of this 3089-nucleotide messenger RNA. RefSeq names its product adenylate kinase 5, like (gene ak5l). The transcript is spliced from 9 exons. Gene Ontology annotation, molecular function: ATP binding; AMP kinase activity. Bases 198 to 1205 code for a protein of 335 amino acids. NCBI's taxonomy places the organism in Eukaryota, Metazoa, Chordata, Actinopteri, Cypriniformes, Cyprinidae. The record is from RefSeq and is a predicted model, not a curated record. Gene Ontology annotation, biological process: nucleoside triphosphate biosynthetic process. Gene Ontology annotation, cellular component: cytosol; cytoplasm.
UGACUAUAACAACUGAUGAAUAGAAACAUCGCCCGGAGGUCAUCGGCGUCAAAGCAGCGGAGAACAACCCAAAGCGAUGGUGCAAGACAGCACAGCUGCUCCGAGGGUGAAACGCAACAGAUGAGCAGAUAGACACAGCUGCUGCUCUACUGACUUACAGACAAGACUCUACUGACUGCUCUGGAUAACCGACAAGAAUGAACACAAACGACGCGAAGGAUUACCUCUCCAAACGACAGAUCCCACACCUUUUUGAGAGCAUGUUAACAGGGCUGAUGUACCACAAGCCUGAGGACCCUUUGGCAUUCUUGGAAAGUUGCCUGCAGAAAACACGAGACCUCGGGGGUCCUGAAUGUGUGGCCUGGGACACUUUCAUUACACCUGAUCGAAAACCUCUACCACCAAUCACCCCAGCACAGGGAAAGAAAAACCCCGGCAAACUCGACAGUGGUCCUGGUCCAGGCCCCGGACCUUACCGUCGAUAUGAAAGGUUGCCACCAAUCCAGGCCCAGUUCUCCAUAGAAAGUGACUCAGACAUGACAGAGUCCUCAGGGCUCAUACAGGAAUAUGAUGUCUUUGACCCAUCAAAACCACGCCCACACAUCAUAUUCAUUAUUGGUGGACCGGGCAGUGGGAAGGGCACUCAAACAGCUAAACUUGCAGAUCACUAUGAUUACGAGCAUGUGUCCGUGGGGGAAAUUUUAAGGAACCAGUUGCUGCAUCAUGCCCCCAGUGACAGAAAAUGGGAGUUGAUUGCUCAGAUCAUAGCCAAUGGGGAACUGGCUCCUCAGGAGACGACUAUUGAAGAGCUGAAACAUCAGUUUAUCAAAAAGCAGGAUGCUAAAGGAUUCAUUGUGGAUGGAUUCCCCAGAGAGAUCUCUCAGACUUUCACCUUUGAGGAGCAGAUUGGCUCCCCAGACUUGGUGAUUUUGCUUGCCUGCUCCAAUCAGCAACUCCGGCAGCGCCUAGAGAAAAGAGCUUCCCAGCAGGGCCGUCCCGACGAUAACACUCACGCUAUUGAGAAGAGACUAGAUACUUUCAAACACAAUAUCACACUCAUAGCCAAGUACUACCAGGAGAGAGGACUUAUUGUGAGGGUCGAUGCUGAUCGAGAGGAAGAUGACAUUUUCACAGACAUUUCUACCAUUGUAAAGGAGAGAUUGUUCCCUAAUGACACAAGUGCAAGCAGUACUGGAGAUCUUUAGAGGGACGUCUAAACAUCCAAACAGCUGCUGCCAUUAAUUCCCAAAUGAAGUAAUAUAAUAUACUGUAGAAUUUACACUGGUUGUUGCCUCUAUUUGUACUUCACUGUGAAUCUACUCUUUUGCAGUAAUUUAAUAAGAAUGACUUUUUAGAGCAGAGCCUUUCCCCCCCCAACAUUUUCUUUUUGUUUCUUAAUUUUAAUGUUGUUUUGACUCUAUAUCAUUAAUGCAUAUUUGGAGCUCAAGCCAGAAAUAAUGUGAGUUGUAAACUGCACCAAAUUAUAAUGCAAUAACACAAUAACAACAUCAAAUGUAUUCAAACAAAUUGCCUAACCUAUUCCUGCAAAAACAUUAAAAGGAUUCAACUAUUACUGUUAAGUUAUCCUACUUCACAAUAUGAGCACAUUGGAGAGAGGCAAAAAUUACAAAUAAAAAAAAUGGAGAGACAGAGAGGCGCUACAAAUGUGUCCUCGGGCUGUGUUCUCAUUAAUAGAUGUUCAUUCCAGCUGUGCCAAUACUUCACAGUGAGACAUCAGUGAAGACAGACUCUCUGUCCUUGCUGACAGACCUUGACCUUGACCGUUAACUCAAAUGCCAAAAUACUGCAAGUUACUGAGGAGUACUGAAAUGUAAACCCACCUUUAUUGAAAAAUGGUACACAGAAAUCAGUGGAAAAACAAGUAGUAAAAGCUUAUUAAACAUCAACAGUAUCUAUUUCAUGUUUUUUCUACACUCAUUGCUUGUACAUUUUCUAGACAAAAAAAAUCACAAUUGGCCCACUGGAUGGCAGGCUUUUAUUGCUUAAAAAUAAUUUGUUCAAUACCCUCACUGAUUUGAAAGCAUUAACUCAUAGACGUCCACAAUUAUACCCAGUUCUGCCUUUUUGAAGAAAUGUAAUAUUAUGAAUUUUUAGCUUUUGAGUAUGUAAACUGAUUAAUAAAGAAUACACAUUUUUUAAAUAUUCCUUAGAAAAACAUGAGCUCCGAGUACGCUUUUAACAACAGUAGAUAACAUUAACCCUAAAAAGACCAUAGUAUCUUUGUUUUGUGUUAAGUGUGUUUAAAAUACUGUGUUAUAAACAGCAUCAUAGUGAAGGAGUGCUGGUAUGUGCUGCUUCUCAAAAUAGAUCCGCCUUUAUCACCUGCCUGGCAAAUUACUAGCAGUGGCACGAUAGGAGACUCUGUACUUGCACAAAGUACAGCUUCAGGUUUUUUAAAGUAUAAAUUGAAUUACUGCAUCUGUAUGUUGUUAAGAAAAUCUCCUCUGUCGUGUUCUGAUCUAACAUGUUCAGUUUGGUUUUGGAUGGUUAUAGAGAUUAAUAUCAACUUGGUGCGUUUUUUACUAAUCUGCUGUACAGUCUUGAGCUUUUCUGCUCUUAAUAAUUAUUUUAUUUUCACACUUUAUUUCUUCUGACGCACAUAAAAGAAGAUACUUUGAGAAUGUUUUUGGUCUAUACAAUGGAAGUCAAUGGUCACCAAAAACGUUACCAGCAUUCUUCGAAACAUCUUCUUUUGUGUUGAAGAAAGAAAGCCUUACAGGUUUUGGAACGACAUAAGAGUGAGAAAAUUAUGACAAAUUCAUUAUCCCCCCGAAACUCUUUACAUACAGUAGCUGAUCUUGGCACGGUUAUGAGAUAACUUUCAUUGUCUGAUUCCACACAUCAGAUCUUUUAGGUGGAUCUAGUUUACAAAACUGAACAGAAUGAUUUGUUAAUGAAUCAAAUUGAUCCGCUUCUCAAGUUCAAUGCACUCAAAUCGGUCAAUCAUAAGGAAAUGUACAUUAGUAAAUCGUUUCUAACAUAAAUAUGUGAUAUGUGAAUCAACUAAUUUUCCAUUUUAAGCUUGUAUGCUAACAUAAUUGUCCUGUUGAUAAAAAGCCAAAGAAUAA